This is a messenger RNA of Ectocarpus sp. CCAP 1310/34, 2066 nucleotides long. The record is from the annotation of a GenBank genome assembly. NCBI's taxonomy places the organism in Eukaryota, Phaeophyceae, Ectocarpales, Ectocarpaceae.
ACGAGAGACAUGCGAGGGAUCACCUACACAAUACGCUCGUCGCUGUACGUCGCGGUGACCAACCGCUGCUCCACGACGAGUUUGAUAGCUUCAAGGGGUCCGGGCCUCCUCAUGCCGCCUUCUUUUCACCCCUUGCCGGCGGAUGUCGAGCCUUCGCCGGUGGAGAUCCUCCAAGACGUGACGGAACGGCUCAGUGGUAGCGGCGGCGGCAGUGGCGAGUCGCUCAGGGCGGGAGGCGGCCUUUUCGACGAGCUCGUCUUCGCGGGGGUGGGGGAGCCCCUGCUUCGGUGGCCUGUCGUCAGAGACGUGGUCAUGUCCCUAAGAUCUCGCCAUGCAAACCUUCUUCGACCGCGCUCUGCGGAGAACAGCAAGGUGGAUGGUAGCGGCGCCGACGCUACCCCCACCGGCGGCGCGGCGACAACACGCCCCAGCCAGGAUGUCGUGAUGCCGAUACGUCUGGUCACCAAUGGGUUGUGGCCGGUGGUGGCGGUGGACGAACAGGUGGUCGGCCCGCCUUCCCCCGAAGCUGACACCUCCGGAUAUACCGGAGAGGCGAAGAGUAACGUUGAUCGGCAGGGUAGACGGAGAGUGGGAGGGGGCGGCGGCGCCGGGGGAGGCGGUUUCAAGGUCCGUGCGGCAUCGGGCACAAGCGGGGGCAUCGCGGACCGCAGCGGGUCUGCGGAGCGGGGAGCGGUAGCUAGCCCCAGCGCCGCCUCCGUAGCGAAGCAGAUAGCGGAGGUAUUCGAUUCGGUGUCGGUGGCGCUCAACACCGCGGACCCUGCACAGUACCAAGAGCUCAUGAAACCAUCAUUGGACGGGCUUGUGGAGGAAGGAGCAGGACCAGUAGCCCACGGUUAUGUGUGCGAUCUGGUAAAGGAGUGCGCGUCCCGGGGGGUGGCGACGGAGUGUACGGUGGUUCACCGACACGGGGUGGACUUACGGCGCGCCCGGGAGCUGGCGGAGGCAAUGGGGGCGUCGUGCCGAGUGCGGCCGUACGUCCCCCGAUGAGAAGCAUACGCAAGUUUGGCACUUUGAUCUACAGCGAUGAACAACAUACAUAUGUUUAGUGUCGAGUGCGUCCCCCGAUGGCAUACACCAAAUGUUUUGUAAGAGGGUUCAGCAAAUCUUUUUUCUUUAGAAAACAAGUUUUUUCUUUUCGUGGAGAUACAACCGCAGUCUUUGUUUUCGUCUUUUGACAACUCGCGAGUAGGCGCUUUCCAUCCUUGGAAAACCUAGUCUCCACUCCAGAGAUAUUCGAAACCACAAUCGCGGUAGUCAGAAAGUUAGGAGGCUAUGCCAACUGCGACCCUAGUAUGCAGCCCGCGAACUUUGUGAUUUGAUAAACUUCAGGUACCACUUCACCUUGUUCCACACGAAGGAGCCUUCCACGUACCCCUGUGUGCACGGCACACCCACCCCAAUGAGCAGCACAAAGGGCGCCAACAGAGAAAGCGCAACCGGAAUGCCACAAAUAGACACCAGAGGCUCCCACGCCCUCCUCCUCUCGCACCCAACUUCGUCACAAACAAUAACAAAAUAAAACAGUUCAACCACCCAACCGAUCACAUUUCACCGUCAAACCAAUCCGUCGUACGGACCUGUGCAGCCACCUGCUCAAGGAUAUGAACCAACAUCAAAACCACGCGCGCACGCACCGACUAGAUUAACAAAGCAAACCGGCUUGAAACGACACAACCACCAAACGAUCUUGUUGAGCCUGUUACCCACAAAGGAGGUAUCGCUGCAUGCUGUUCGGGGAACCGUAGAAAUACAGGUGGUGUCAUCCGCGAACGCCAUGUCUAGAAACCGGCGUGAGUUUAAUUUCCGCCCUUCGUAAAGUGAAACUCCUACGAGAUGGUGAGGGGAUAGAAUAGCUUUGCGUGCCACACAAGAUCCAAAAGUUACAGGACCUGAUGUAAAACACUUCCGAUUGAUGGAAAAAACAAGAGGGAUCCCAACAAAGUAUAACUCCGACUUCCGUAUCUCACACUCAUACCCUCGUCAUGUUGAGCAACCCGGCGUGAAAAAACAAACACACACACACCACGUUGUUGUUGCUGUUGUCU